AAUACCCGGCGGUAACAUAAUCAUGUAAAUAACUGCGGUAUUUAAGGUAUUGCAGUUUAUAUUAACAAUCACUUUUGCAAACGCGGCAGUCAGGAACGUACGAGAUGAGGAUAACAAUUGCCUUAUGUGUUCUUGGACUUUGCACAGGGGCAUUUGGUUGUUGGUGGUCACUUAGAAAGGAGGUUUGUUACGAAGCUGACGGAAUCGGAUGCUUCAGCAACGCCAAACCAUAUGACAACGCCAAUUGUAUACUUCCAGAGUCUCCAAAUGCUAUUCAGGUCAAGUUCCUGCUGUACACCCGUGCGAACACCCAGUCGCCUCAGAUUGUAAAUAAAUCUUCAAACUCCAUAAAGGCGUCGCGUUUCUCCAGCACCAGAAAGACUAAGUUCAUCAUCCACGGCUACAAUGAUGAACACGGUCCAUGGAUGAGCAAAAUGGCUCAGGCUAUAAUCAAAAGGGAAGACGCAAAUGUGUUUGCAGUGGAUUGGUCGAAAGGAGCUGACAAUAUCAAUUACAAUCAGGCAGCGGCGAAUACCAGGGUCGUCGGGGCUCUGAUUGCGCAAUUUAUAACACAACUUCGAACCACUACGCAGGCGCAAUAUGGCGAUUUCCAUUUGAUUGGUCACAGUCUUAGUGCCCAUAUUUCCGGUUACGCCGGUGAAAGGAUUUCCAGAAUCGGUCGAAUAACCGGCCUUGAUCCGGCCGGUCCCCAGUUCGAGAAAAAGGACCCCAAGGUUCGUCUGGACCCUACAGAUGCUUUGUUUGUCGACGCCAUUCAUACGGACGGCGACUCACUCAUUCAACUUAGUUUCGGGCUUGAGCAGCCAGUAGGUCACGUGGACUACUACCCUAACGGCGGAGAAAAUCAGCCGGGCUGUUCCAAAGAGUUAGGGCAACAUUGGUUCAACCUUAUAACAGGGGGCAUUGGAGCGUUGACCGACAGUGUUGCUUGCAGUCACAUGCGCGUCCUUGACUUAUUCACCGAGUCCAUCAACUCCAACUGCAACUUCCGGGCGCAACCGUGCAGCAGCCGCGCUGACUUCCAGGCCGGCAGGUGUAAAACGUGCGGUGCCGGAUGUGCAAACAUGGGCUACAACUCCAACAGCAAGCAACCGCGUAACGGAACCUACUACCUUUCCACCAAUGGCGAAAGUCCUUACUGCAAAGGCUGAAUGACGAAAUAAGCGAGGACCUUGCUGCCAUGGCUAAAUGACUCUUCUGACUAGUUGCUUGUUUUCCUUACUGCCAAUCUUGAAUUACGAAAUUUCCAAUACCUUCUUGACAACGCUUAAGACGAAUUCUCUCGAGUUGCUGAUUUUUGAACGUAGAAUAUAAUGUCUUUGUAAUAUAGGUUUCACUAAAGUAUACUCCCUGU
This is a messenger RNA of Dreissena polymorpha, 1375 nucleotides long. RefSeq names its product pancreatic triacylglycerol lipase-like. Gene Ontology annotation, molecular function: lipase activity. Lineage: Eukaryota; Metazoa; Mollusca; Bivalvia; Myida; Dreissenidae. The transcript has 7 exons. The record is from RefSeq and is a predicted model, not a curated record. Gene Ontology annotation, biological process: lipid metabolic process. Bases 105 to 1172 code for a protein of 355 amino acids.